Molecule: messenger RNA, 2823 nt
Organism: Diabrotica virgifera virgifera (western corn rootworm)
Lineage: Eukaryota; Metazoa; Arthropoda; Insecta; Coleoptera; Chrysomelidae
Exons: 4
Coding region: 1-2823 (940 amino acids)
Source: RefSeq, a predicted model, not a curated record
AUGUACAAAACGAGAUUACAAAAGCUGAAAAAUGCUGUUAACAAAAUAAAUGCUGCUAAUGAAAUUACAUCUAAGACAAAACAACAAUUACUCGAAACCAAAUCAUGUGAUAAGUUGCAAAAUAACCUUAUAUUUCUUCCAAAAUAUGAAUCUACAAAAUGUCUAAAUAGAGAGGAACGUGAACAAGUGUUGGAUUCCAAACACGUGCUAUUGAAUGAUACGACUUUAAAUGAUUCCUCUGAAAGUGAACCUAAAACUAGCGGCAGCGAGUAUAUUCCAUCGUCUCAUUGUUCAGACAGUCCGCCAUCUAAGAAGAUACACGUUAUUCAAAAUAUCGUAAUUAGCGAAGGAAAUUUGAAUAUAUUAACUGAAAAUAAUCAAAGCGAUAAAAGUUUUGUUAUAAACAAGUAUCUUACAAGCCUCAACUACAGUGAAAGCCAAAAACCUAUUGAUAUAAUAUCUAAUUGUAAUGAUGAAGAUUUAGCUGUUAGUGAAGGGUUAAUUUUAAACCACAAUGGAAAUAAAAUCGUUAACGUAACUGAAUUAUCUGAAAAUAUUUCUAAUUGCAAUAAUAAAGAUCUACCAGCAAGUGAUGGGUUAAAAACACACUAUGAGACAUCUGAGAAAUUCAGUAACAAUAUCAAAAAUCGUGACAGUGGAGGUACAACAAACAGUUCUCAGCUUACUGAUAAGUCCAUAACGUACAGGAAAAAAAAUUGUCGGAAUGAAAUUGAAAUAAAUGCAGCAAUUAGAAAAAGUGGUAAAAGAGUAAGAAAUAAAAUUCAUGCUUGUUACUACUGUAGUAAGCAAGUUAUACUUAUGGCAAGACACUUUGAAACCGUUCAUUCCGAAGAAUCAGAAGUAAAAAAAUGUUUACUUCAUCCCAAGGGUUCUCAAAAGAGAAAGCAAGCUUUCUUAGAAUUGAUUAGGGUGGGAGACUUCUAUCACAAUUGCAACGUUCUUUCUACAAAAAAAGGUCAGCUGAUAGUAAUUAGACGGCCAACAGCAGAUGAAGCACAAUUUGUUAGUGAUAUCAAUUAUGGUCCUUGUCCCAACUGUCUAGGAUUUUUAUUGAAAAAACAUAUCUGGCAUCAUGUGAAAUAUACAUGCAAGGAAAAAGUUAAUAUUGAUGACCAGAAAGAAUCCCGUCAUGUUAUUGCCGAAAGCAAUGCUCUCGUAGCUGAUAUAUUCGGAAUUGGUUUUACUAAAGAUUUCACAAAUUCAAUAAUAUCAAAGUUUAAAAACGAUGAAAUUGGUAACACCUGCAACAAUGAUAUUUUGAUAUUGAAAUAUGGAGCCAUGCAGUACGAGAAGUAUGGUGAUACUCAAAACGAGUUAAUAAGACAAACCAUGAGGCAGCUAGCUCGUUUAGUUAUAUCCCUUAAGAGAUUAACUAACAGUAGGUCGCAAACGCUUGGCGAUUUUCUGGUUCCUGAGAAAUUCGAUGUGGUUGUUCAAGCAACUAAAGACAUUAGUAUGACCACGGCAGCUAGUAGUAACUGUAGACCAGAAUUUCAUACUCCGAGUUUAGCUUUAAAAUUGGGUUAUGCUCUUAAGAAAUGUGUGGCUAUUCAGAGAGGCAGUGCUUUAAGAACAGGAAAUAUGACAAAAAACAAGUCAUUGUUAUCAUUCCUUCAGCUGAUGAAAAUGGAAUGGAGCAUACGAAUAUCUUCCAAUGCUAUAUCCACACUUUACCGAAGAAAAUUGAAUUCCACUCAACUUUUGCCAAUUACGACCGAUUUAGUGAAACUUAGUAAUUAUAUCGAUACAAACAUGUUAAAGGCUAAACAAGAAUUAAUGCAAGACUACACUAAUAAUUAUAAGUGGACACGGCUUGCAACAUUAACUUUAUCUAGAAUAAUAUUGUUUAAUAAACGCAGAUCGGGUGAAGCAGCAAAAAUGAAGCUAACUGAUUAUAUUUCCCGACCAACUUGGGCAGAGCAAAAUACGGACGAAAUAAAAAAUUCUCUCACAAUAAUCGAAAAAAAACUGGCAGAGUCAUUGACAGUAGUGGAAAUUGAAGGGAAACGUGGCAAAAAGGUCCCAGUAAUCCUAACUCCAAAUACGAAACAAUGUAUUGAUAUUUUGAUUCAACAUAGAGUUACAUGUGGUAUUUCAAGUCAAAAUGUAUACAUUUUCGCCAGAUCUAAUCCAUCUAGUUCAAAUCUUAGGGGGCGUGAUUGCUUGAAAAAAAUAUGUGAAGAAAUUGAUUUGCAGAAUCCUUCAGCAAUAACGGGAACAAAGUUGCGUAAAUAUGUAGCAACUGUAUGUCAACUAUUUGACAUGUCAGAAAAUCAAUAUGACUGGUUAGCUCGUCACUUAGGUCAUGACAUCAAAGUACAUCGUGAUUUUUACAGAAUGCACGAAAGUGCGAUUGAACUCACCAAAGUAAGUCGAUUGCUUAUAGCUGUUGAUAAAGGUGAAGUGAACAAGUUUGCUGGAAAAUCUAUUGACGAAAUAGAAAUUAAAGAUCUGCCUACUUUAGAAGAAGAUGAGGAAGAAGAACCAGAAGCUGAACCGGAAGGUGAAGCAGGAAUUGAUGAUGAUGAAAAUGUUCAGACCAUUCACAAAACAAAAUUAACCAAAGCAAAAAAGUCCAAAAAGAUUUCCAGAGGUCCAGUUCCAUGGACGAAUCAAGAAAAGGAAGCCGUCUGCAAUUAUUUUAAACUUAAUAUUAAGAAGGGAAUUGUACCAAACAAAAAAGAAUGUGAGAAAUGCAUUGAGCUACAUCCCAUAUUAGUUGAAAGAUGUUGGUCAAAGAUUAAAUUUUGUGUUAAAAAUGAAAUUACUAAACUUAUGCGCAUUAAAAAUAGCAAAAAGUAA